This is a messenger RNA of Bufo gargarizans (Asiatic toad), 2245 nucleotides long. RefSeq names its product methyltransferase like 18 (gene METTL18). The coding region runs from base 204 to 1232 and encodes 342 amino acids. The record is from RefSeq and is a predicted model, not a curated record. Gene Ontology annotation, molecular function: protein-L-histidine N-tele-methyltransferase activity. Gene Ontology annotation, biological process: peptidyl-histidine methylation, to form tele-methylhistidine. NCBI's taxonomy places the organism in Eukaryota, Metazoa, Chordata, Amphibia, Anura, Bufonidae. The transcript is spliced from 2 exons.
GGGGUAGGCUCUUCUAAUGGUUGUUCCUUGCUGUUUAUACGUGGCUCAUUAGUGUGGAGGAGAGAGUGAUGAGGAGUUCUGCUUCUAAUGCCUGUGAUGUUCAUGUUCUUGUGGAACUACAAGUCCCAGGACUGUAGACAUUGAACAUCAACGGAGUACAUUAUUCUCAUUCAGAGACCUCCUAUGUAGUACCAUUCAGUACAAUGUCGUUUCAAUUUAAUUUCAAUAUCGUAGAGACAGAAAGCGGUUCAGAAGACCUAAUAAAAGACAAAGGCAAAAUAAAAGAAGACAAUGAAGUACAACCAGAGAAUUUAGAUGACAAGAGCUUAAGGCAGCGUGCCACCAACAGUGAAUGCGGAAGCCACAGUGCCAGCUGUGCCGCUAGCGAUAAAACACUGUCCUGCGUGCCAGCUAGCGAACACCAGAUUCCUACAGAUCUUUGCAGUGUGUUAGAAAAUAAAAUUGUGGAGAGCGGCUCGGGCCUACAGUUUGUAAAUGUUUCCGUUGUAGAAAUGACCUUGUCCAAUUCAGACGUGAGUGGUGAAAACAUCGUGAGGAAGUCCAUCACCUCUAACUCGGAUCUUAUUUCUGGCGUAUAUGAAGGAGGAAUGAAAAUCUGGGAGUGCACGUUUGAUCUUCUAAGAUAUUUGGAGGAUGAGGAUGUUAGCUUUGAAGAUAAAAGUGUUCUGGAUCUUGGUUGUGGAGCUGGUUUGCUAGGACUAUUUUCCCUGAAACUAAAAGCCAAAGAAGUUCAUUUUCAAGACUACAACAGGACUGUAAUAGAAGAGAUAACCAUUCCCAACGCUGUGGUGAACUGCGAUAGUGACUGCUUAACCAGUAUGGAUGAUGAACCUACUGGGAAAAGAUCAAAAAAAUCACACACACAGACCGGACUGUUAUCCAAGUGUCGCUUCUUUUCUGGGGAAUGGUCUCAUUUUACUCAGUUAAUGCUAAAUCAGGUUCCUCCUGUGAAAUAUGAUGUUAUUCUAACAUCUGAGACCAUAUAUAAUCCUACUUACUACAGUGCAUUGCAUGAGGUCUUCCAAAAUUUAUUGGCUAGUGAUGGAAUAGUUUACCUGGCCAGCAAAUCCCAUUACUUUGGAGUCGGCGGUGGUGUUCAUCUUUUUGAGACCUUCAUUAAAGAGAGUAAACUGUUUCAUAUCCAUACUCUAAAAGUCCAUGAUGAUGGCCUUCAGAGAAUGCUUCUCAGCUUAGCUUUUAGGCACAAUUGAUACUUCAAAUGUGUGUUGAAUUUGAAAAUUAUAAGGCUAACUAAAGGGAACCUGUCACCUCCAAAAAACAUCCCUAGCCGCCAGCAGUGUGUUUCUGACGAUCGUUUUCUUCCUGAAGGUAAAAGCACUGAAAACGUUUUUAUCCCCUGCCCGCGUGAUUUUCUAGUCAUGCUUGAAGUGAAGGGGGCAGUGGCCUCCUUGCUUCAAGUUACGGUAACCGCACCCCCUCCCCUGCCCCUUUGCUGUGACUGACAACCGGCUGUUCGGCAAAGGCAGCCGAACUCUCGUGCAUAAGCGCUGUCAGUCACAGCGAGGGGGCAUGGUUACCGUGACUUGAAGCAAGGAGGCCACUGCCCCCUUGACUUCAAGCAUGUGUGGAGAAACGCGCCGCGCAGGGGGAAAAAGAACGUUUUCAGAGCUUUUGCUUCAUCUGCCUUCAGGAAGAAAAUUAUAGUCAGAAACACGCUUCUGGCGGCUUGGGAUGGUUUUUGGAAGCGACAGGUUCCCUUUAAAGGGGAGUCUCAGGACUUCAAUACUGAUUACCUAUCCCAUUGGUGGGGUUCUGACACCCUACACCCCUACAAUCAGCUGGUAGCCAGGAGUCACGGCCAGCAGAACUGACAGUGUACAGAGCUUCCAGCACCAUAUAUUGUGGGAGUUUUAUCAAAAGUGGUGCAAAGGAAAACUGGUAUAGUUGCCAAGGGCAACCAAUAAGCUUUAUUCUUUCAUUUUCCAAAGGAGCUCUGAAAAAUGAAAGGUGGAAUCUGAUUCGUUACUAUGGACAAUUAAGCCAGUUUUCCCUUGCACCACUUUUGAUUAAUCUCCCCACUGUGUUAGUUUGGAUGGCUGUGGCACCUAGUAGCCGAUCAGUGGUAGUGCUGGGUGUCUGCCCCCCACUGAUCUGAUAUUGAGGAGCUGUCCUAAGGACAGGUCAUCAAUAUAAAAGUCGUGGAAGAACCUCUUGAAGGCCUCAUGCACACGGCCAUUCCGUGCAUUGUGGACCGCAAUUUGCG